Mandrillus leucophaeus (drill) is the source of this 1103-nucleotide messenger RNA. RefSeq names its product tryptase gamma 1 (gene TPSG1). The record is from RefSeq and is a predicted model, not a curated record. NCBI's taxonomy places the organism in Eukaryota, Metazoa, Chordata, Mammalia, Primates, Cercopithecidae. The transcript is spliced from 6 exons. Bases 1 to 996 code for a protein of 331 amino acids. Gene Ontology annotation, molecular function: serine-type endopeptidase activity. Gene Ontology annotation, biological process: proteolysis.
AUGGCCCUCGGGGCCCGUGGCCUCCUGCUGUUCCUGGCUGUGCCCGGUGUGUCCCUCAGGGCUUUGCAGCCAGGGUGUGGCCAGCCGCAGCAUUUGGGUGCAGGAGGCCGGAUCGUGGGGGGCCACGCUGCCCGGGCCGGCGCAUGGCCAUGGCAGGCCAGCCUCCGCCUGCGGAGGGUGCACGUGUGUGGCGGGUCCCUGCUCAGCCCCCAGUGGGUGCUCACAGCUGCCCACUGCUUCUCUGGGUCCCUGAAUUCUUCCGAUUACCAGGUGCACCUAGGGGAGCUGGAGAUCACUCUGUCUCCCCACUUCUCCACUGUGAGGCAGAUCAUCCUGCACUCCAGCCCCUCAGGACCGCCGGGGUCCAGCGGGGACAUCGCCCUGGUGCAACUCAGUGUGCCCGUGACCCUCUCCAGCCGGAUCCUGCCCGUCUGCCUCCCGGAGGCCUCAGAUGACUUCCGCCCUGGGAGCCGGUGCUGGGUGACUGGCUGGGGCUACGCGCGGGAGGGAGAGCCUCUGCCACCCCCCUACAGCCUUCAGGAGGUGGAAGUCUCCAUGGUGGACACAGAGACCUGCCGCCGGGACUACCCUGGCCCUGGGGGCAGCAUCCUUCGGCCCGACAUGUUGUGUGCCCAGGGCCCCGGGGAUGCCUGCCAGGAUGACUCCGGGGGGCCCCUGGUCUGCCAGGUGAAUGGUGCCUGGGUGCAGGCUGGCAUUGUGAGCUGGGGUGAGGGCUGCGGCCGCCCCAACAGGCCAGGGGUCUACACCCGUGUUCCCGCCUAUGUGAGCUGGAUCCGCCGCCACACCACAGCCUCAGGGGGCCCAGGGUCUGGGUACCCCAGGCUCCCCCUCCUGGCUGGUUUCUUCCUCCCCGGACUCUUCCUUCUGCUCGUCUCCUGUGUCCUGCUGGCCAAGUGCCUGCUGCGCCCGUCUGGGGAUGGCGCUCCCUCCCCCGCCCCGACUGAUGGCAGGAAUCCAAGCGCGUUUCUUAAAUAAGUUACUAUUUAUUCCGCUCCGCCCCCUCCCUCUCCCUUGAGAAGCUGAGUCUUCCGCAUCAGAUUAUUGCAACAAUUAACCUGAAUUUAAAAGCACACAAAACAAAA